Molecule: messenger RNA, 1260 nt
Organism: Bombyx mori (domestic silkworm)
Lineage: Eukaryota; Metazoa; Arthropoda; Insecta; Lepidoptera; Bombycidae
Product: cilia- and flagella-associated protein 100-like
Exons: 2
Coding region: 1-1260 (419 amino acids)
Source: RefSeq, a predicted model, not a curated record
AUGUAUAGAGUGAAAUACAAGAAAAAACCUAGAAAGGAAACUAUGAAGACCGUUUUCGGUAUUAAGCUGCCGCCUAUUGAAGCAAUGGGUUCUAAUGAAAUCAAAACAAACAUAAACAUUGAUCCUUUGUUCUACUCCUUGGUUGAAGGAAGGCCUGUUAGACCUAAUACUUGUAUUAAUAUGUACAAGCAAAACAUAAAAAAUGUUGCUUUGAAAAAAACACUUCAUGGCUUUAUUGUAGAUGAGGUUAUGAGAGUCGAAAGAGAAAUUGGAAUGGAAAGAAUCGUUUAUGAAACAGCAACCAAACAUUUUGAAGAGUACCAGAAUAGUUUUGAUAAAUUUUUAGCUGAUGACAACAACAAAACAAUCACAGUGAUGAAGAAAUCAGACGGUCUAUCAAGAGAGUUGGUAAAUCAAACAGAAGAAUAUAAGAAGAUGAAUUAUGAGAUGGCAUCACUGAAGUCUAAGCUACAGUAUACAGACGAGAGUCUAUUAAUUUUGUUAUCCUUCCAAAAUUUUCUCAACAAAGCUUCUCCGAUUCUUUGGCAAGAAAAUCACAAUGUUGUAAUAGAUACUAAGCACUCAGAAAUAUUUUUCUUAGACACGGACAUAUUUCAAAAAAUAAAUGUGAAUGCUGUUAAAAAAAUAUUGACUAAGCUACCUCCUCCGCAACUGUAUUUUGAAAAUCCUGAACAGUUGCUCAGUGUAUUUUAUAUGUUGGAGAAACAAAAUUUAAAUUAUUUAUUAGUUACUGAAGAACUGAAUUCUCAGAAGAAUAAAUUUUUAAAAGCUUUAGACUUAUUAAAACAUUUACUUCGACAAGAAUUAGAUUAUAUUGAGCAAAAGAUUAAUGAAAUGGAAAACUUAAUCAGAAAAAAUGAAUUGCGAGAGAUUGAAGUAAAAGAAGCUUUUUACAAAAUAUUGGAGGAAAGAUUAAGGCAUCUAAUUACAUCUGAGACAGUGCUACAGUUAUAUAAUUAUGUUGAAUUUGCUUACGAACGUCUUAUUGCACCGAAUGAUACUAAACUCACCUCAUUGGACAUGACCUUAGCAUUGGAGAGAGAAUAUGAUAAUUUGAUGUUGGAUAUUUCGACAUUUGAUCUAGAUGUUAUUAAACGGAUAGAAAAAGAAACAUAUGAGAACGGAGUUGAAGAAUUGAAACAGGCAAAACACGCAGCUAAGUUAUUGAAGGAUGUCGACAAGCUUAGCAAACGACUCAAGUCGUCUUACGAACCGUCUAGAAACAAUAAUUCUAAUUAA